GUUGACUCUAGAAGUCAGAAGUCGAGUAUCAAAAUUCACAAUCCAAUCGUUCUCUCCCGCAAAACAGAAAUGAGAUGAGAGCAGCAUCACUUCUCAAAUUCCUUCCACACCCAUCUUCUCUCACUCGCACUCCUUCUUCCUCCUCUCUUCCUCCUUUCACCCCCAAUUUCAAUCAACCUUCCAAUUUUCCCGCCAUUUUCUCCAAAAUUAGGGUUUCGGCUAUGUCGACGGCUGCUAAUUUAGGAAAUUCAAGGGAGUUCGCUUUGUCUUCUUCUAGUCGUCUCAAAAUUCAGCAGGGCGAUAUCACUCAGUGGUCCGUCGAUGGCUCCUCUGACGCCAUUGUCAAUGCUGCGAAUGAGAGAAUGCUGGGUGGAGGCGGUGUAGACGGAGCCAUACACAGAGCUGCUGGUACAGAACUCAAAAAAGCAUGUUAUAAAGUACCUGAAGUUCGCCCUGGAGUUCGCUGUCCCACUGGAGAAGCAAGGAUCACUCCUGGUUUCAGAUUACCUGCAGCUCAUGUAAUUCACACUGUUGGUCCAAUAUAUGAUGUUGACAAAAAUCCCGAGGCCUUGCUGAAGAAUGCUUACAAAAAUAGUUUGCUUGUUGCGAAAGAGAACAACAUUCAAUAUAUAGCCUUCCCUGCCAUAUCUUGUGGUGUUUAUAGAUAUCCUUAUGAUGAAGCAGCCAAUAUUGCCAUAUCCACAGUUAAGGAAUUCGCCAAUGACUUCAAGGAGGUUUAUUUUAUACUGUUCUCUGAUGACAUAUACAAUGUCUGGUUGGAGAAAGCAGAGGCGCUUGUUGGAAAUUAAGGCUAUUCUUCUCGACUUCAGAUAUGUGCUUAGAUAAGUAUGUACUGCCAGAGUUACUCCGAAGUUGACAUUGAGCUGCUGAGAGGAAAUAUGUAUUAACAGGUGUUGAAAAGUCUAAGUUGAGCUUAAUUUGUUAGCCAAUAAUAAUAUAGGUUCAUCAUCGUGUUAUCUUGUAUUUCUUCUUGCACCCUUUCUGCUCUCUUUAUAUGAAAUCACUAGUAUGUAAGAAUGUAACUGCUUUGAGGCAUUGGGUUUCAACAAACACAAUAUAAGGCAUUAUACACAUUCAUGCUUCAA
Messenger RNA from Chenopodium quinoa (quinoa), 1106 nucleotides. Its product is annotated as macro domain-containing protein VPA0103-like. The record is from RefSeq and is a predicted model, not a curated record. NCBI's taxonomy places the organism in Eukaryota, Viridiplantae, Streptophyta, Magnoliopsida, Caryophyllales, Amaranthaceae. The transcript is spliced from 7 exons. The coding region runs from base 75 to 809 and encodes 244 amino acids.